This is a messenger RNA of Cyprinus carpio (common carp), 2241 nucleotides long. Its product is annotated as rano class II histocompatibility antigen, A beta chain. The record is from RefSeq and is a predicted model, not a curated record. NCBI's taxonomy places the organism in Eukaryota, Metazoa, Chordata, Actinopteri, Cypriniformes, Cyprinidae. Gene Ontology annotation, molecular function: MHC class II protein complex binding. Gene Ontology annotation, biological process: immune response; antigen processing and presentation of exogenous peptide antigen via MHC class II; positive regulation of T cell activation. Gene Ontology annotation, cellular component: membrane; MHC class II protein complex.
GUCAGUCAGAAAGUUGAUUUUCCAGUUUGAUGAGUUGAGAUACCAAAUUGGGCUGGCAUUUACUGUAACUGCAGUCAAGCUCAUUCCAUCUCUAUGCCAGUAAAACAACACUGAAUGCACAAUGCAGUAUGAUCGUGUGAUACGCCUGGCCUUGUUGCUGCCCAUUUUGUUUGAAACAGUUCAUGGACAUUAUGGAUACAUCCUAGUUCUCUGCCGUGUACUUGGUUCUCUACAAAAUGUUGAGCUUAUCUACUCAAUCAAUUAUGGCAAAAAAGAACUGCUGAGAUUCAACAGUACUGAGAAUAAAGUCACUGCUUACACUGAAUAUGCAAUAAAAUGGGCAGAUGAUUUUAAUAAAAAACCUGAGUGGCUACACAUGGAGGCUGAAAAAGCUAUUGCCGACUGCAAGCACUUUGGGCAGCUAUACCUCCCUGAGGUAGAAAAAACAGUAAAACCAGAAGUCACAGUCCGAUCAGUAAGACAAGCCAGUGGUAAACAUCCAGCCAUGUUGAUCUGCAGUGCCUAUGACUUCUUUCCCAAACCCAUCAAACUGACGUGGAUGAGAGAUGAUAAAGAGGUGACAACUGAUGUGACGUCCACUGAGGAGCUGGCUGAUGGAGACUGGUACUACCAGAUCCACUCCCACCUGGAAUACUUCCCUAAACCUGGAGAGAAAGUCUCCUGUGUGGUGGAGCAUGCCAGCUCCCAUAAACCCAUGAUCUAUGACUUAGAUUUAUCGCUGUCAAAGUCUGACAGGAAUAAGCUCAUAACUGGAGCUGCAGGGGUGGUGUUGGGGGUGAUUAUGGCUGUUGGAGGACUGAUCUACUAUAAAAGAAAACACACAGCACUCAUCAUAUCAGCUGGAAGUCAAUGCUCUGAACCUCUGCAGACAAUCAGAAAUGCUGAAGAGCAGUAGAUGAACAUUGUGUAAUUAACUGUGUAUCAGCAUAUGAAAGACGGAAACCCUCCAUAAGAUCUUCAGAGACAAAAGGAUUACCAAAAAGAACCAGUUCAACUGCAAGUUUUAUUGAUCGAAUUUAGUUUAUUAACUAUAAAGUAACUAGCUGAUUAAUUUCAGUUUAUUAACUGCAAGUGAUUGAUCAAAGAGGGAGAAUUUUUCCUCUGUGGAUUGUUCUAAUUGCACUCAUUCCUUUUUGUAAAGGUAAAUGAAAAUUAAUCUACAUCUAUUUAUUAAUCUGGAGUGCAUGCUCUGUCAUAGACAUCUCAGUGAAAAUAAAUCGACAGAUAGGCUAAUUUACGGAUUAUCUCAACUGGCAACUAUUGUGGAGAAAAAGCACAGCAGCUCUAUUUUAAAUAUUUGUUUCAAUGUGGACCACCAAUGACAGCUGAGAAAAAAAGAGAAUGCAGUUAUAGUAUUCAAGGUUAUAUGCAAAUGUAGUUAUUUUAGAUGUUCAAACAGACAAAGUCUGAUAUUCAGGUCUUUUAACAAUCUAAAUUUACAUUAUAAAUAUUUGUAAUACAAUGUUUUAUCAAUGAUAUGAGGACAAUGUUACAUUUUUUAUUUGACAUACUGUAAAUUACAAUACAUUAUAAAAUUGUAUAUAUGACAGUGAGUUGAUAUUAAGAUCGAUAGAUUAACAGUCCGUCAGUACAACAGAAUAAAUUUCAGAUCUCUGUCAUACAUAAAGAAGUCCAGUUGCAUAUCCCCCAUAGACUAUAUCUUAUCUUAUAUAAAUCUUAUAUAGUUAUUAAGAAAAUAAUUUUUUUUUGAAAUAUGAAAUCACAAUAUAUGUGAAAUCACAAAAUAGGCUAAUGAUGUUUUGCCUGUGAUGAAAGAGCUGACAGAUUAGACCAUUAAAAAUCAAUUCAGUUAUUACUACGGUUUAAUUUACAGAUUUGCCUAUGUUUCACAAGUUCACAGUUACAUGUAAUAAAUAGAGUAAAGGUUAUGCAUAUUUGGCAUGCUGUCCGAGGGGAGGGCUUCAAGCUCAGAAUCUGGCCCAAACCCAGAGUACCCCCCGGCUGAGAUAGGAAUAGUUAGAAGUGAGGAAAUGGGGUGGUGGAGGGAUGCUAGAAAACUGUCAAGGAACAGAGGUUAGUCUGUUGUGUAUAACUCUUAUCUUGUUGAUUGGGUUGAAUGAGUUCCUCUCGUGUUUAUUAGGGUAAUUAUCUGAACUUUGUUAAUAAAACAUAAUUUGUUGAUUCAUGGUGGAAAUUCUGAACUUAGUAACAAGACCACAGCUUCAUUUAUAAAACACAUAAAUAAAACUUUGUGUAAUU